GGGCGACUCCCGCAGUCUUCCGGCCCCGCGCGCGCGGAGCCGAGGCCGUGGCUCCCACCCACCCGGCGCAGCUCCGCACCUCCCGCCGCGUCGCCCGCUGCCGCUGCAGCUCCUCGCGGCCGCGGAAGCCAGGCCUCUCCGGCUGUCGGGCCCCCUCCGCCCUCUCCGCCGUGACGAAUCGGCGUCCAGCUGGGAAAAUACCCAAACUCGGCGUUUUAAGGAAAGCCUCAAAAAAAUCUUUGACUGUACGAAGCAUCAGCACGUCCUCAGUAGAAGGUUUAUUUUUGUAAAGAAAGUCGGGUGGGGCCUGGACAGAAAUUACGAAGAGUGUUGAAAGUGCGAGUGCGGAAGCUCGGGACGCGAGGGGCGGGGCGUGUGCGGGACAAAGGGAAGCGAGGCCGGAGCUGCCGGCGCUUUUUCUGCCCGCGGUGUCUCAGAUUCAUUCUUAAGGAACUGAGAACUUAAUCUUCCAAAAUGUCAAAAAGACCAUCUUAUGCCCCACCUCCCACCCCAGCUCCUGCAACACAAAUGCCCAGCACACCAGGGUUUGUGGGAUACAAUCCAUACAGUCAUCUCGCCUACAACAACUACAGGCUGGGAGGGAACCCGGGCACCAACAGCCGGGUCACGGCAUCCUCUGGUAUUACGAUUCCAAAACCCCCAAAGCCACCAGAUAAGCCGCUGAUGCCCUACAUGAGGUACAGCAGAAAGGUCUGGGACCAAGUAAAGGCUUCCAACCCUGACCUAAAGUUGUGGGAGAUUGGCAAGAUUAUUGGUGGCAUGUGGCGAGAUCUCACUGAUGAAGAAAAACAAGAAUAUUUAAACGAAUACGAAGCAGAAAAGAUAGAGUACAAUGAAUCUAUGAAGGCCUACCAUAAUUCCCCCGCAUACCUUGCUUACAUAAAUGCAAAAAGUCGUGCAGAAGCCGCUUUAGAGGAAGAAAGUCGACAGAGACAGUCUCGCAUGGAGAAAGGGGAACCUUACAUGAGCAUUCAGCCUGCUGAAGAUCCAGAUGAUUAUGAUGAUGGCUUUUCAAUGAAGCAUACAGCCACCGCCCGUUUCCAGAGAAACCACCGCCUCAUCAGUGAAAUCCUUAGUGAGAGUGUGGUGCCAGACGUUCGGUCCGUUGUCACAACAGCUAGAAUGCAGGUCCUCAAACGACAGGUCCAGUCCUUAAUGGUUCAUCAGCGAAAACUAGAAGCUGAACUGCUUCAAAUAGAGGAACGACACCAGGAAAAGAAGAGGAAAUUCCUGGAAAGCACAGAUUCAUUUAACAAUGAACUUAAAAGGUUGUGCGGUUUGAAAGUAGAAGUGGAUAUGGAAAAAAUUGCAGCUGAAAUUGCACAGGCAGAGGAACAGGCUCGCAAAAGGCAGGAGGAAAGGGAAAAAGAGGCAGCAGAACAAGCUGAACGCAGUCAGAGCAGUAUUGUUCCUGAGGAAGAGCAAGCCGCUAAUAAGACCGAAGAAAAGAAAGAAGAUGAGAGCAUUCCAGUGGAGACAGAGGAGACACACCUGGAAGAAACGACGGAAAGCCAGCAGAAUGGGGAAGAAGGCACAUCGACUCCUGAGGACAAGGAGAGCGGGCAGGAAGGGGUGGACAGUAUGGCAGAGGAAGGGACCAGUGACAGCAACACUGGCUCUGAGAGCAACAGUGCAACAGUGGAGGAGCCACCGACAGAUCCAAUACCAGAAGACGAGAAAAAAGAAUAAAUGUUGCCUUGUUUUAUGUGUUCUAAAUACUUUUUUAAAUGGAAAAAAAAAAAAAAUUUUUGAGUUUUAAUGGUGUUAUGUGGUUUGUGUAUUAAUAUUUUUCUUGUCCAUAUCACACCACCAAAGGUUUUUGGACCAUUUAGCAUCAUGAGCUGAAUGGCAUAGUCACCUUAAGUGGUUGUGAAGAUGGCUCUUCUUUAGAUCUUGUUUCUAGUCUUCAACUGUUGAAAGCCUCAGAAUUUAAAUUGAGAAAAUGCCCACCUCUUGUAGAGAAUUAUCCUUUGAUGCUGCAAAAUACACUCUUACAAAUGCCUUCCUACAGCUCAACUGGGGUGCUUACCAAAGCCAUAGCUUUAAAUCUUCUCAGUCCCCAACCACAGCUCCCUGAAAGUUCCCUUUCCUGUUUACUUCCACAAAGAGUAGCUUCUUGAAAAUGUAAUCAUGUGUGAGUAUACGUUUCUUCACUUACCCUUUUUUCUUUGUAAUCAAUAUCAGAUGCCAAGAGUGUGUUAAGGUGUUGAGUGUACCUGCAACUACACUUGGAUCGCGUUGAUCCAGAAAUAGUCUCCAUAGUUAAGAGUAGUUACUAGCUUAUGAAGUAGUCAUUAAGGUGAACAUGGCACAUAGGCACUAUACUACCUUUUGUUGUAAUUAAUAUUGGGUGUGUCCUGGUAAAUUCAUCCUUAACUGUACAGAAAAAAAAAUUAUUUUUAUCAUGUUUCCAAAGACAAUAAAUCACAAAGCUCAAGGAAUUGAAUAUUCUUGCAAUGGAGUGUAUGACUUCGAAAUGAUUAACUCAUUCUAGAAGAAAACCAGCUGAGAAAUUAAGUUCAUCCACUUGAAAUUGUUUUACAAUAAGACAUUCAAAACCUCAAGGCUCAGGAUCCCAUAGGUCAGAGCCUACCUUUUUGAUAAACUUAGUGUAAAGUCUUAGAGACUAGAAGCGAGAUAAUUUGUGACACGUAUGCUUCCCAAAAACUAGAAUAGAUUUUUACUGAAUAGUGGUAUAUCUGAUGGUAUAUGUUUCUUAAGGUCCAAAUGUAAUAAAAAAAAAAUG
Rhinolophus ferrumequinum (greater horseshoe bat) is the source of this 2767-nucleotide messenger RNA. It is a transcript of the gene SMARCE1, whose product is annotated as SWI/SNF related, matrix associated, actin dependent regulator of chromatin, subfamily e, member 1. The transcript is spliced from 11 exons. Gene Ontology annotation, cellular component: SWI/SNF complex. Lineage: Eukaryota; Metazoa; Chordata; Mammalia; Chiroptera; Rhinolophidae. The record is from RefSeq and is a predicted model, not a curated record. Gene Ontology annotation, biological process: negative regulation of DNA-templated transcription. Gene Ontology annotation, molecular function: nuclear receptor binding; nucleosomal DNA binding. The coding region runs from base 475 to 1710 and encodes 411 amino acids.